GAGGAACACAGUUGUGCCAAGCGUCCGCGAUUCUCGAUCGGAGUUCGGCAAUCUUUGGUGGCCAGAAUAGCGCGAUUCGAGGGUGUAAAGACUCGAUUAGAAAGACAAUUUAUACCUAGUGGUGGUGAUUAUAGUGGUAACAAUAAAGCGGAAAGACUCGUUUGGCGAGAGAUCGAUACCGCGUUCGAAAACCGCAUAUUGACCGGUGCGGUGAUUAACACAAACUAUAUCGAACCGCGUCAAUUUCUCGAGGAUGUCAAAGACAUUGUGCUCGAACACGUGCAAAACGCGAUAAAAAAACAUUUUAAUAUAAAAGUGAAUACUGUGUUCAACGGCGAGUUUGUGACAGGUGAUAAGCGCGCAAAUAAAAGCAUUAAUAUGAAAAACUGUGAACUAUUUUGAACAUCAGAUUUACACGACUGGUAUGAGCGACGCGUUAUCGAGCCCACUCUAGCAUCGCUCGAAGAAUUUCAAGAACGCGAUAGUGGGUGGGCUUUGUCGCGAAUACUAGAUUUGACAAUUAAUAUAAAUAAAUAUAAUCCAAUGCGUGCAGGAUGUCACAUAAAAUUACCGCAAGAAAUAAUGAAGAAGAAAGCGGUAAUAAACAUGCAAUUUAACGACAAUGCGUGUUUUGCAUGGUCUGUGGUUGCUGCUCUAUAUCCAGUUGAAAGAAAUUCAGAACGAGAAUCAUCGUAUUUACAUUAUACGGCAGUGCUGAAUCUCCAAGACAUUGAGUUUCCAGUGACUGUGAAUCAAAUUAAAAAAUUUGAACGUGCCAAUGAUAUCUCCAUAAAUGUAUAUUGCCUCGAAGAAAAGAACAUUGUCCCGAUUCGACUGAGCGAGCUAAAGAGAGAUAAACACAUCAACUUGUUUUACGUGCAAGAUCCACGGGACGACAACGUCGGACAUUUUGCAUGGAUCAAGAAUUUAUCCCGGCUCGUGAGCUCGCAAUUGAGCAAGAAAGAGCACAGAAAAUAUAUUUGUGAUCGAUGUUUACACUAUUUUGAAUCCAACAACAAGUUGCAGUCGCACACGAUAGAUUGCCAACAAAUGAACGAGUGCGCCAUCCGGUUACCGAGCGAGAAGGAUAAAUGGCUCGAGUUCAACAAUUACAACAGGAAAGAGCUGCUGCCUUUUGUCGUAUACGCCGACUUAGAGUGCAUGCUGAAGAAGACUAACAAUGAUCCGAUAAUGUCUACAUACACAUUUCAACAUCACGAGGUAUUUAGCGUAGCUUAUUAUAUACAUUGCGCGUACGAUGAAACAUUAUCCGCGUAUUAUUCUCGCCGUAAUGUCGAUUGUAUCACGUGGUUUGUCGAAGAACUUAAAAAUUUAGCGCACCGUGUAAAAAAUAUAAUAUUCGCGAAUGUUCCUAUGGUAACUCUCUCACACGAACAGUGUGAGACAUUUCGCAGCGCAACGCAUUGCCAUAUUUGCGAGAAACCAUUCGCGCCGGACGAUACACGAGUACGCGAUCAUUGUCAUUCGACCGGGCGAUACCGAGGUCCCGCGCAUUCGAAUUGUAAUUUAAAUUAUAAAGACUCUUUUUACAUUCCAAUAGUUUUUCAUAAUUUAUCCGGUUAUGAUUCACAUUUUAUUAUCAGGGAAAUAGCUACAGCUUUCGAAGGGAGAAUUGACGUAUUACCGAUAACGAAAGAAAAAUAUAUAUCUUUUACAAAAAAUGUUAAACUUGCAGAAGAAAAAAAUCAUAUCAAAUUGCGUUUUAUAGAUUCAUAUAAAUUUCUUUCGGCCAGCCUUGACAAAUUAGCAUCUUUUUUAAAUAAAGAUAAAUUCAAAAUUUUAAAAUCAAAAUUUCAAAAUGAAGACAAUUUCAAUUUAUUAACACGGAAGGGUAUCUUUCCGUACGAAUAUAUUGACUGCGUAGACAGGUUGAAAGAUACGUGUUUACCACCGCGCGAUUCAUUUCACAAUUCUUUAACCGGUGACACUGUAUCCGAGAGCGAUUACGCGCACGCCAAGACUGUCUGGAAGCGGUUCUCCAUUCGAACGCUAGGCGAAUACAGCGAUCUUUAUUUAAAAACAGAUGUCUUGUUAUUAGCAGAUAUUUUUGAAAAUUUCGCGAAAGUUGCAUUAAAAGUUAUGGCCUCGACUCCGCGUAUUAUUACACUUUGCCAGGUUUCACAUGGGAUGCCAUGUUGA
Molecule: messenger RNA, 2160 nt
Organism: Cataglyphis hispanica
Lineage: Eukaryota; Metazoa; Arthropoda; Insecta; Hymenoptera; Formicidae
Exons: 2
Coding region: 544-2160 (538 amino acids)
Biological process (GO): DNA replication
Molecular function (GO): nucleotide binding; DNA-directed DNA polymerase activity; DNA binding
Source: RefSeq, a predicted model, not a curated record